CCCCCCAUUCAAGAAGCGGCUCCGCUAUCCCCGGCAGCACAGGGCGCCCGGCGCGCCUCGGAGCGCAAGUCCCGCGCCUUCUCCUGCCAGCUCCCUGGACAUUAUGCGGCCGAGCAACCGAGCCCCAGUCCUCCUCCUCCUGCUCCUCCUGCUCCUCCUGCGGCUCGAGCCGCUCAGCUCUCGGCAGGCGGCGGCGUUGCUCAGCCGAGCGCAGACGGGACCCUCGCGACGCAACCUCAGCGACUCCUAAAGUCAAAAGUUGGCGGCGGGCGCCCGGCUCCGCGCGCUCUCCGCGGCCGCUGCCUCGCGUCGCCACCGCAGCCAAGGAGGGCAGGAGGGAGGGGAGCGGGGGUGGCAGGGGGAGGGGUGGGGAGCACCAUGCAGUUUGUAUCCUGGGCCACACUGCUAACGCUCCUGGUGCCGGACCUGGCCGAGAUGGGGAGCCCAGACGCCGCGGCCGCCGUGCGCAAGGACAGGCUGCACCCGAGGCAAGUGCAACUCUUAGAGACCCUGCAAGAAUACGAAGUCGCGUCUCCCAUCCGAGUGAAUGCUCUAGGAGAACCCUUUCCCGCGAACGUGCACUUCAAAAGAAGGCGACGGAGCAUUAAUUCUGCCUCUGACCCCUGGCCUGCCUUCGCUGCCUCCUCUUCUUCCUCUACCUCCCCCCAGGCGCAUUACCGCCUCUCUGCCUUCGGCCAGCAGUUUCUAUUUAAUCUCACCGCCCAUGCCGGAUUUAUCGCUCCACUAUUCACUGUCACCCUCCUCGGGGCGCCUGGGAUGAACCAGACAAAGUUUUAUUCCGAGGAGGAAUCAGAACUCAAACACUGUUUCUACAAAGGCCAUGUCAAUACCAAGUCCGAACACACGGCCGUCAUCAGCCUCUGCUCAGGAAUGCUGGGCACAUUCCGGUCCCAUGAUGGGGAUUAUUUUAUUGAACCACUACUGUCCAUUGAUGAACAAGAAGAUGAAGAGGAGCAAAACAAACCCCACAUUAUCUAUAGGCGCAGUAACCCGCACAGAGAGCCCUCCACGGGAAGGCGUGUGUGUGACACCUCAGAACACAAAAAUAGUCACACUAAAGACAAGAGGAAAGCAAGAACAAGAAAAUGGGAAGAUAGGCGUAGCCUGGCUGAUGAUGUGGCAGUAUUGAAGAGCAGCUUAGCAACAAAAGCGCUUUCUGCCUAUGGUAACAAGACCAAUAGCACGAGGGAAAAAGGGACCCACAGAAGAGCAAAACGCUUUUUAUCCUAUCCACGGUUUGUAGAAGUGAUGGUGGUGGCAGACAACAGAAUGGUUUUAUACCACGGAGCAAACCUUCAACACUAUAUUUUAACUUUAAUGUCAAUUGUAGCCUCUAUCUAUAAAGACCCAAGUAUUGGAAAUUUAAUUAAUAUUGUUAUUGUGAACUUAGUUGUGAUUCAUAAUGAACAGGAAGGACCUUCCAUAUCCUUUAAUGCCCAGACAACAUUAAAAAACUUUUGCCAGUGGCAAAAGAACUAUCCAGGUGGAAUCCAGCAUGAUACUGCUGUUCUUAUAACAAGACAGGAUAUCUGCAGAGCCCAUGACAAAUGUGACACCUUAGGUCUUGCUGAACUGGGAACCAUUUGUGAUCCCUAUAGAAGUUGCUCUAUAAGUGAAGAUAGUGGCUUGAGCACGGCUUUUACGAUUGCCCACGAGCUAGGCCACGUGUUUAACAUGCCUCAUGAUGACAACAAUAAAUGCAAAGAAGAAGGAGUAAAGAGUCCACAGCACGUCAUGGCUCCCACACUGAACUUCUAUACCAACCCCUGGAUGUGGUCAAAGUGCAGUCGAAAAUAUAUUACUGAAUUCUUAGACACUGGUUACGGCGAGUGUUUGCUUAACGAACCUGAAUCCAGACCCUACUCUUUGCCUCCCCAACCGCCAGGCCUCCUCUACAACGUGAAUAAACAAUGUGAAUUGAUUUUUGGACCAGGUUCUCAGGUGUGCCCAUAUAUGAUGCAGUGUAGACGACUCUGGUGCAACAACGUGGACGGAGCACACAAAGGCUGCCGGACCCAGCACACACCCUGGGCGGACGGGACAGAGUGCGAGCCAGGAAAGCACUGCAAGUUUGGAUUUUGUGUUCCCAAAGAGAUGGAGGUCCCCGUGACUGAUGGAUCCUGGGGAAGUUGGAGUCAUUUUGGAACAUGCUCAAGAACGUGUGGAGGGGGCAUCAAAACAGCUGUUCGAGAAUGCAACAGACCGGAGCCAAAAAACGGUGGAAAGUAUUGUGUGGGGCGUAGAAUGAAAUUUAAGUCCUGCAACACAGAGCCCUGUCUCAAGCAGAAGCGGGACUUCCGAGAGGAACAGUGCGCCCACUUUGACGGCAAGCAUUUUAACAUCAACGGGCUGCUUCCAAACGUGCGCUGGGUCCCUAAGUACAGCGGAAUUCUGAUGAAGGACCGAUGCAAAUUGUUCUGCAGGGUGGCAGGAAACACAGCCUACUAUCAGCUCCGAGACAGAGUGGUAGAUGGAACUCCCUGUGGCCAAGACACAAGUGAUAUCUGUGUCCAAGGCCUCUGCCGGCAAGCUGGAUGCGAUCAUGUUUUAAACUCAAAAGCCCGGAGAGAUAAAUGUGGGGUUUGUGGUGGCGAUAAUUCUUCAUGCAAAACAGUUGCAGGAACAUUUAAUACAGUACAUUAUGGUUACAAUACUGUGGUCCGAAUUCCAGCUGGUGCUACCAAUAUUGAUGUGCGACAGCACAGCUUCUCAGGGAAAUCAGAGGAUGAUAACUACUUAGCAUUAUCAAGCAGUAAAGGUGAAUUCUUGCUAAAUGGAGACUUUGUUGUCACCAUGUCCAAAAGGGAAAUCCGUGUUGGGAAUGCUAUGAUCGAGUACAGUGGGUCCGACAAUAUCGUGGAAAGAAUUAACUCCACAGAUCGCAUCGAUCAGGAACUUUUGCUGCAGGUGUUGUCGGUGGGAAAGUUAUACAACCCUGAUGUGCGCUAUUCUUUCAAUGUUCCAAUUGACGACAAACCCCAGCAGUUUUACUGGAACAGUCAUGGACCCUGGCAAGCCUGCAGCAAGCCCUGCCAAGGGGAGAGGAAACGAAGACCUAUUUGCACCAGGGAAUUUGAUCAGCUUACAGUUUCAGAUCAAAGAUGUGAUCAUCUGCCCCAGCCAGGACCCAUCACUGAGCCCUGUGGCACAGACUGUGACCUGAGAUGGCAUGUCGCCAGCAGGAGUGAAUGUAGUGCCCAGUGUGGCUUGGGUUACCGCACAUUAGACAUCUACUGUGCCAGGUACAGCAGGCUGGAUGGGAAGACUGAGAAGGUUGAUAACAGUUAUUGUAGCAGCCACCCUAAACCAAGCAACCAGGAAAAAUGUUCAGGAGAAUGUAACACAGGAGGCUGGCGAUAUUCUGCUUGGACUGAAUGUUCUAAAAGCUGUGAUGGUGGAACCCAGAGGAGAAGGGCUAUUUGUGUUAACACCCAAAACGAUGUCCUGGAUGACAGCAAAUGCACACAUCAAGAGAAAGUCACCGUUCAGAGAUGCAAUGAGUUCUCUUGUCCACAGUGGAAAUCAGGAGACUGGUCAGAGUGCUUGGUCACCUGUGGAAAAGGACAUAAGCACCGCCAGGUCUGGUGUCAGUUUGGUGAAGAUCGAUUGAGCGAAAGAAUCUGUGACCCCGAGACCAAGCCGGCCUCCACGCAGACCUGUCAGCAGCCAGAAUGUGCGUCCUGGCAGGCAGGUCCCUGGGGACAGUGCAGUGUCACUUGUGGACAGGGAUACCAGCUAAGAGCUGUGAAAUGCAUUAUUGGGACUUACAUGUCAGUGGUGGAUGACAGUGACUGCAAUGCAGCAGCAAGGCCAACAGAUACCCAGGACUGUGAAUUACCACCUUGCCAUCCACCCCCAGCAGCCCCGGAAGCAAGAAACACACACAGUGUGCCAAGAGUCCAGUGGCGAUUUGGGUCAUGGACACCAUGCUCAGCCACUUGUGGAAAAGGUACCCGGAUGAGAUAUGUCAGCUGCCGGGACGAGGAUGGCUCUGUGGCUGAUGAAAGCGCCUGUGCCACCCUGCCUAGACCAGUGGCGAGAGAAGACUGUUCUGUGACCCCCUGUGGGCAGUGGAAGGCUUUGGACUGGAGCUCUUGCUCCGUGACGUGUGGGCAAGGUCGGGCCACCCGGCAAGUCGUGUGUGUCAACUACAGUGACCAUGUGAUUGAUCACAGUGAGUGUGACCCAGAUUAUAUCCCAGAAACGGACCAGGACUGUUCAAUGUCACCAUGUCCUCAAAGGACCCCAGACAGUGGUCUCGCUCAGCACCCUUUCCAAGAUGAAGAUUAUCGUCCCAGGAGUCCCAGCCCAAGCCGCACCCACGUGCUGGGUGGAAACCAGUGGAGGACUGGCCCUUGGGGAGCAUGUUCCAGUACCUGUGCUGGUGGGUCCCAGAGGCGUGUGGUGGUGUGUCAGGAUGAAAAUGGAUACACUGCCAGUGACUGCGUGGAGAGAAUAAAGCCCGAUGAGCAAAGAGCCUGCGAGUCUGGCCCUUGUCCUCAGUGGGCUUAUGGCAACUGGGGAGAGUGUACGAAGCUGUGUGGUGGAGGCCUGCGAACGAGGCUGGUUGUCUGUCAGCGGCCCAGCGGGGAACGGUUUCCUGAUCUGAGCUGUGAAGUGCUCGAUAAGCCUCCAGAUCGGGAGCAGUGUAACACCCAUGCUUGUCUUCAAGAUGCUGCAUGGAGUGCUGGCCCUUGGAGUUCGUGUUCUGUCUCUUGUGGUCGAGGGCAUAAACAACGAAAUGUUUACUGCAUGGCAAAAGAUGGAAACCAUUUAGAAAGUGAUUACUGUAAGCACCUUGCUAAGCCAAAUGGGCACAGAAAGUGCCGAGGCGGAAGAUGCCCCAAAUGGAAAGCUGGCGCCUGGAGUCAGUGCUCUGUGUCCUGUGGCCAAGGCGUGAGGCGGAGGAAUGUGGACUGCCAGAUGGGAACACACAAAAUAGCCCAAGAGACCGAAUGCAACCCGUACACCAGGCCGGAGUCAGAGCGCGCCUGCCAAGCGCCACCGUGUCCUCUCUACAACUGGAGGGCAGGCCAGUGGCAAGAAUGCACCAAGACUUGUGGCGAAGGAUCCAGGUACCGCAAGGUGGUGUGUGUGGAUGAGGACAAAGGCAGCGAGGUUCACGGCAUGCACUGCGACUUGAGCCAGCGGCCUGCGGAGCGUGAGAUCUGUAGUUUGCAGCCCUGCGAGUACGUCUGGAUCACAGGAGAGUGGUCAGAGUGCUCGGUGACCUGUGGAAAGGGCUACAAACAAAGGCUGGUCUCCUGUAGUGAGAUUUACACCGGGAAGGAAAAUUAUGAGUACAGCUACCAAACCACCAUCAACUGUCCGGGCACGCAGCCUCCCAGCGUCCACCCCUGCUACCUGAGGGAGUGCCCCGUCUCGGCCACCUGGAGAGUUGGCAACUGGGGGAGUUGCUCAGUCUCCUGUGGCGUUGGAGUGAUGCACAGGUCCGUGCAAUGUUUGACCAACGAGGACCAGCCCAGCCAAUUAUGCCCUGCUGAUUUGAAGCCAGAAGAAAGAAAAACCUGCCAUAAUGUCUAUAACUGUGAGUUACCCCAGAACUGCAAGGAAGUUAAAAGACUGAAAGGUGCCAGUGAAGAUGGUGAAUAUUUCCUGACCAUCAAAGGAAAGCUUCUGAAGAUAUUCUGUGCAGGCAUGCAGUCUGACCACCCCAAGGAGUACAUCACCCUGGUCCAUGGCGACUCAGAGAAUUUCUCUGAGGUUUAUGGGCACAGGUUGCACAAUCCAACAGAAUGCCCCUACAAUGGGAGCCGGCGUGAUGACUGCCAGUGUCGGAAGGACUACACGGCUGCUGGGUUUUCCAGCUUCCAGAAAAUCAGAAUAGACCUGACCACCAUGCAGAUAAUAACCACUGAUCUACAGUUUGCCAGGACAAGCGAGGGGCACCCGGUGCCCUUUGCCACAGCUGGGGACUGCUACAGUGCCGCCAAGUGCCCACAGGGUCGCUUUAGCAUCAACCUUUACGGGACCGGCCUGUCUUUAACAGAAUCUGCCAGGUGGAUAUCCCAAGGGAAUUACGCGGUCUCGGACAUUAAGAAGUCGCCGGAUGGUACCCGAGUUGUAGGGAAAUGCGGUGGUUACUGUGGAAAAUGUACUCCAUCCUCUGGCACUGGCCUGGAGGUUCGAGUUUUAUAGUUAAGGUGCUCUGAAGAGGAAGCCAUUAUGGGAUGGAUGAAGGAUAGUAAUGCAAUACCUCCACCUUAAAUUUGGGUGCCUGUGUGUGUAUGUGAGUACUUGUGUGCUUGUGUGUGUGAGUGUGUGUGUGUACAUAUGCAUAUAUAUGCACACAUGCACGUAUGUGUGUAUAUAUAUGUGUGUAUAUAUAUGGAAUAUCCUAAUGAUGUAAAGUUUAAUAUUUAUGUUUGAAAUUAUUUAUUGUGAUGUAAUAUUUUUGUACGUAAAAUGAUUAUGCAUUAUGACUGCCUAUCUAUUAUGACUGCCUUUUGCAUUAUUUUGUCCCUUGCAGUCAGACCACUGCAUUUUACGUACUCUACAUUAUAUGUAGUCCUCCGACAAAAGUGAUCCUUCAUUAUCACGGUACACUAUCGUUUACUUUUUGCCUGUAAAUGUUUCAUUGUUACUUUUUUUAAAUUGUAUUUUUUUUAAAACAAUAGCCACUAAGGUGCUACACAUGUCUUAUAAGGAUAUUUCUAGUUAUGUAUCAUUAGCCAAUAAGUAACUUAGUGAUGUCACAGAUUGUACCAGCUAUUCAUCAUGUUAAGUAUUCAGUUUCAUGCAAUCUCUGGGAAAAAAAUGUGCUGCCUUGGUGCUAAUAUCCUGUGUAUUUAAGUAAUCUUCUUCAGACUCAGAAAUAUAAACAUUUUUAAUAAAAGGGAACAAUAGAAGUACAACUUCCAGUGGACAGAAUCACUUGGAUAAAAGAAGACCAGCUAUUGACCCUUGUUUUUGGACAUGCGUCUUUUGUGAGAGAGCUGGACUCUGCCUUUCUUGUUGUUGCUAAUGUUCUUCGCUUCCGUUCAUGGUGCCUUGGUCUUCUGGUUAAAUGGAGACGCUCCCCUCCCCAUACCCCAAGCAGCAUUGUUACAGAGUGACAUGGAAAAGUGAGAUCCUCUUACCGUCUUGCCAAGAUGUUCAACAAGUGUGUCCUAAUCCACCAUCUGCAAGUGAGGGGAGCACAGGACGGGGUGAGCUUCAACACCCCCCGCUCACCCUGGGAAGUUCAGAUCCAGGUUCUUGACCUUCAGGAUUGCCUUUGGCAUGAAAACGUUGCCUGGUGACAGGAUUUCUCCUCAGGCUGUGAACCUCAGCCCCUACCAGUGUGGAUAGUUGCUGCAGAAAUUGGCUUUUGUGAGAAGAAAUGAGCUAUGGAGGGCAAGAUGCCUCAGUCUUUCUGAUCUCCCAUUAAUCUACCCUUUGUUACUUCUUUCCACAAUGGAAAUGCCGAAGCCAUGGUCUUUCCGCCCUUAGAACUUAACAGAAGGGAAACCAUCACCAACAGCCCGUGGCAGACCCUAGGUUUGAGAACCCUUGACCACUUCCAAAAACCAAAGAGAUUAGGAAAAACCUGGCAGUAUUCUCCAACCCCAAACAAACUCCAGAGUGCUCCAGGAGAAAAUAUACUCAGUGUAUGAAUAAGUGUUAUUCUCCAUUAUUAAUACCUUGUGAAAAUAUACUAUGAAUAAAUAUCAUGACCA
Molecule: messenger RNA, 7700 nt
Organism: Talpa occidentalis (Iberian mole)
Lineage: Eukaryota; Metazoa; Chordata; Mammalia; Eulipotyphla; Talpidae
Gene: ADAMTS9
Product: ADAM metallopeptidase with thrombospondin type 1 motif 9
Exons: 40
Coding region: 379-6180 (1933 amino acids)
Biological process (GO): proteolysis; extracellular matrix organization
Cellular component (GO): extracellular matrix
Molecular function (GO): metalloendopeptidase activity; zinc ion binding
Source: RefSeq, a predicted model, not a curated record